AUGGCUUCAGGUGAACAUGAAGAUGAUGUUCAGUUCGUACACGAACGCUUCGGCGUGUCUCCUGAAGACCUGAAGCCUCUAGCUAAAGUACCCAGUUUUUCAGUGCUAGUUGUCGCGUUGCGAUCAAAGGUAAGCGACAUGAAUUCGCUAAAGGAACAGAUGGUUUUGCAGGAGGUGAAUUCUGAACACAAACAGAACGUGUCAAAUAGAAGAGUACUAUACCUUGAAGAACAGCUCAAUUCGCGAAAUGAAAUAGCAAAACAAUUCCAGGAGAAAGUCGGGGAGCUUCAAAAGGACAUUGACGCUUCGAAUAAAGCUAAUCAGGAAAUCCAGUCUCAGCUUAACUUUUGCUCGCAAGGCAAGGAUUCAUUAGUUGUGGAGAAACAGCAAUUGGAUUUUCGAAUUCUAAAUAUGGAAAAGAAAUUAAGUGACUCUGAGGGUAUCAUUAGGUCUCUUCAAGAAGAGAGACAAAACAAUGUAGCUUUAAUCAAAAAUUUGCAGCAGCAAAUGCAAGAGAUGGAAGAGACACAUCGAAACCUAACAUUAACUCAAAGUAGCAGUACUCUUAGAGAAGAACUUUACUUACAAGAAAAGAAUGCUCUUAUUUCAGAUAUGAAAAGGUUGCAGGACGAGAAUAAGAAGAUGACCGAAGAACUAGCAUCUUCUGAACAAAGCCAGAACAUGCUGCAGGAGCAAGUUACUGCACUAAAAACAAGUAACUUCGAGAUGAAACAAAAAUAUAUGAGCUUUGUUAAUGAAAGUCAGACCAACCUAAUGGAUGAAGGGUCAAAGACUUCUACCACGACAAUGGAAAUUGAUGACAAAAGUGAAAUUCUUGAGGAUCUACAGAAAGAGCUUGAAGCUCAGCAGAAUUUAACGGCAUUAUGGGAGUCUCAAUGCUCAGAAUUACAAACCCAACUAGACAAAGCCCUCAACAACCAGAGUGUUACUAAAGGAUUGGUUUCAUCUGCCACAAUCGAAGAACAAUUGAAUAUGAACAAAGGUCAGUUAAGAGUCGCCAACGAGACAAUCAGCAAGUUACAAUCUGAAGUUGACAGGCUUGCAAGCGAAUUACAGGUUACAAAAGAGAGAAGAGAGGUGUCGCCUACAGGUGUUGGUCUCUUUUCAACUGUAGCUCAGAAGUUGAGCGCGUCACAACACCCUGAAAUAUCCUUCACUAAAGUGUAUUCGGAUAAUAUGCGGCUGCAGCAAGAUGUUCUGAAUUUACAACAACGGCUUGAUCGUGCUAAUGAUAAGUUCUGCUGGUUUUUUUAUCAAGUCAAGCAACGUAUACCGGUGGUUCAACAACAAAGGGAAGAGAUCGCGAGAAAUAAUGUAUAUAUGGUUGACAUGAGUGAAAAGUUAUCCAAAUCAAAGGAAGUUUUAAAUGACAUAAAACAAAAAUAUGAUGUCUCCAAAAUGCAACAAGAACAAACUCACUUAAGAUUUGUGGCUGCUCAAGUUCAAUGUCGUGAUUUAACACGCGAGAUUCAAUGCCUCCUUCUAGAGUUGGAUCAUUUGCAACGUACGGGAAAUAGGAGCUUACCUCAGAAUGUACAAGAGGCUUUGGAUAUUUAUUCCAAGCAACCUUCUAAAGAUGAAAGCGUCCUUUCAGCUGAGAUUCCUACCUUUACUUCCGUCAUGGAUGCUUUAGCACAAGUCUUACAAUUACGAGAAAAAAUAAGAAGCCUUGAAUGUGAUUUGCAGAUCCAGAAGAAAGCUUCUGAAUAUAAUCUUUCAAAUGCAACAGACGAAUUGAAUGAAAAACAUGAAAAAAUGACACAAGAUUUACAAAAUGAGCUAAAGUUGGCCAAUACGAAGAUGGACAAUUUUAUCCAUGAACGAAGUGUCCUUAAAGAAAUGUUGAACAUGUAUAGAGAGAAGACAAUCCAGAAAGUAUCCGAAAAGCCUUCUGAUCCAAAUCAUUCUUCGCAAACUGCCGUUGAUGAUAUUGAAAAACAAUUUGAAAUGUACCGCAAUGAGAUGGUUGCGACUAAUGAAUCACUUUCAAAAAGGAUUAAUGAUCUGAUUAAUCAGGUUGAAGAAAUGAGAAAGGAACUUAAUAAAGUAAGAUACCGUGAACAGUUAGGCCUCCAACGGCUGAAUGUUUCUAGAGAAAACGUCGAAUCUCUUGGAAAAGAAAUGAAGGAGUUGAGGUCACUUAAUAAUUAUCUUCAAGAGGUCCUCAACCGUCAAGAUCUAAAUGCUAGUAAAAUAUCCGAAGAACACGUCCAGCUAAAAUCCCUGUGUUCGAGAAUGAAUAGCGAAAUUGCAAAUUUAACAGGUGAAAAAGAAGUUUUUAGUAAAAUUAAAGAACGGUUGGCUUCAGAAAAUGGUCAUUCGUUAGCUGAACGGGAACGUUUGAUGACUUUGGUGUCCAAUUUACAAUCUCUUCUCAAUGAGCAACAAAGGAUUUUCUCCUCUAAUAAGCUGUCAUUUGAAGCUAAAAAUCAUGAGACGGAGCAAAUUGUAAACUCAUUACAGAAUUCAAAUCAGAAGUUAGAACAGGCUUUGCAAUCAGCAAAUGACUUAGCCAACGCGAAGGAUACAACGAUUGAUUCUCUUCACAAGAGGAUUGAAGAACUUAAUUUUGCCACACAAGAUUAUUUAAAGAUUAAAGGAUCUUUAGAAGUGGAGAACAAGGCAUUACAGUCAGAACUGAAUAUAAAAAGCACCAAAUUAGAAGAACUCCAAACAAAACUAUCUAACCAACGAGCGACGACGGCUUCUGAGCGUGAAGCUGAAUUGGUAUCAUUUGUUAACAAUUUGAGAAUGGAAAAUUCGUCUCUUCAGACUAGUCUCGAUACAUCGAAGGAUCAUAUAAAACACCUUGAAGAAGCGAGUCGCUUAGCUGAAGAAACAUUAGAAAAACUUCAACAGGAAUAUGAAAAAAUGCGGCUUUCAACUUCGAAAGAGCUUGAAGAAACUCGUAGUACUAUCAAUAAGUUGGAAAAGAAAGGAAAAGAUCUUGAAGAAAGAAUCUAUAGCGUACAACAGCAACAUAAUUAUGAUAAUGAGCAAAAGGAUUGCAGAAUUUCCCUACUUCUAAAAGAGAAUGAGCAAUUAACAAAUGACUUUUCAGCUGCUCGUACUUCAGAGAAAGAAUUACUUCAGAAACAGACUUUGCUACAGCAAGAGAAUGUGAAAUUAUCUGAAGAUUGCCGCAAAGCUCGCGAAUCUUAUGAAAAAGAGUUAUUGAGACAUGCUAAUGCUAUGUCAAAUCUUCAAAAGCUUAGGAACGAUUAUGAUUCUCUACUGAAAUGUACUAACCGAGAACCCAAUGAAUCUGAUAACAAUAAUCCAGCAGAGGAGGCUAAAGAUAUGUCAGACUCAAUUUCUGCAACAUCUGAAAUGAUUGCACUAAAAAAGCAAAAUGCUUUACUUCUUGCUCAGUUACAAACCCCAAUAGAUAUUAAUUCAUCUAUUCCAAAUAUUACUUCAGAGAAACUCGAUUCCGUUUUGAAGCUUUCAUUACCCGACCUUCAAGCUUAUAUUAAGCAAAUAUUCAAUGAGGUCAACAUUUCAGCAUAUCAAAGACAGCUAAUUUCGAUUGAAAAUAAGAGGUUAAAAAAGCUGAUUGAACAGUCAAAUCAAAUUAUUAUGGAAUUUCAAUCGGCACAUAAGGAUUCAGCAGCCAUUCAAACUAAAACUAAGCCCGAUGGUUCAAUCACUGAUAAUAGUCUUUCUAGAAUGGUGAAGUUAUUAAAUGAUAGCAACAAAUUGCUACGCAAAAAGGAAGAAGAACUUAAUGGCAUGAUCAACAGCUUGCGGGAUAAAAUACAAUCUCUUGAACAUGAACUAGAAACCCAAAAGAAUGGCAGGCGGGAGUUAGAGAAUAAGAUCUCGGGAGAGCAAGAGAUGGUCCGUCGAGUUGAAGAAGAAAACCAGAGAUUACAGCAACACAAUCAACAAAUCCUUCAAUCUUUGAAGGAAAAUAAAAUUGUAGAUACUUCGGCAGAGGAUUUAAAAGGAAAAGAAGAACUGUUGGCUGAGUUACGCCAAAAUAUUGAGUACUUAACAACUGAACUCGCUUCAGCUAAAGAGACAAUUGAAAAAUUGGAAUCUGAAAAAGGAGAGGCUUCAAAUACUAUUGGACAGUUGACUACUAGAAGCAAAAGCGUUGCUUCGGCCUGGAGAACGAAGUAUGAUCAACUUGUUGCCAAAAGUUUGGAAAAGCACAAUCAAGUUCGUCAGCAGCUCUCACAGAAGACUUCAGAGCUUGAAUCGAAGAUCAAAGAGUGUAACACCCUCAGAGAAAAACUUGAUCAAAAGCUUAAAGAGACUGAAGCAUCUGGUGAGAAUGCUGAAAACCGUCAAGACAGCGAAAAAGUCAACGAUGAAUUUCAGAACGCUGAAUAUUUAUCAACCCAACAAAAACUUACGGAAGCAACAAGUGAUUUGGAUGCUGCCAAGAAGGAAAUUGAUUUACUGAAAGAAAGGAUUAAUGAACUCAGUAAAGAAAAAUCGUCUGAAUCUAUUAGUUCCGGUACGACAAGUGGUGAAGAAUUGGAAAAGAAAAACCAGGCUUUAAAGCAGGCAGUUUUAAAAUUACGGUCUCGAGUUACUCAAGAAGUACAAAAGAGUGAUGCUGUAAGUAAGCAAUGUCAAGAACUUGAAACGCAAAUAGGGAAGUUGCGUGCGUCUUUAGACUCGCAGGAGAACAUGCUUUCCAGUACUUUUCAGAUUGUGUUUGAAGAGCCCCUUGAGAAAAUAGUAACUUCUGAGUCCGAGUUUUCCGAUACGGUGAAGACGGAAUGGAGAAAACGUCAAGAAGAACUAAUGAGAAAAAUUCAGGAGGAUACCAAGCAGACUCAUGAAAGACAAUUGAAGAACCUCAGAACUGAAUUGGAAAUGAGAAACAAGUUAAAACUUAGCAUGCUUGAAAAGAAUUUAGCUAAAGUUCGAGAACAACUGCAGAAGAAUGCCGAAAAGGAAGAGAGCUCUUCAGUUGAAAUAACGCAACCAAAAACAGAUAACAAGUCUAACACGAUAGCUCCAACAACUGGUGAGUCUAGAGUGGAACCUAACGGUGAUCAGUCAAUUUCUGGUGACUCUUCCUUAAAGCGUCCUCGAUGGAAUGCUGAAAAUGAAGAUUCCUCUUCAACUACAAAGAAACUAAAGUGA
Messenger RNA from Schizosaccharomyces cryophilus OY26, 5124 nucleotides. Its product is annotated as medial ring protein Alm1. Gene Ontology annotation, cellular component: nuclear pore. The transcript has 2 exons. Bases 1 to 5124 code for a protein of 1707 amino acids. Lineage: Eukaryota; Fungi; Ascomycota; Schizosaccharomycetes; Schizosaccharomycetales; Schizosaccharomycetaceae. The record is from RefSeq and is a predicted model, not a curated record. Gene Ontology annotation, biological process: mRNA export from nucleus. Gene Ontology annotation, molecular function: structural constituent of nuclear pore.